AGAGCUGCGCGAGUGUCUCGUAGUCGCGGAGCCGUCAGUGUGCGCGCCGCGGAGAGCCAGACAGACAGACAUCUUGUAGUAGAAUUUAGCGGCGUGGUGUUUUCGACCGUGGGUGUCGGUGUCACGGUUUCGUGUCGCGGUGCUCGUCAUUACGGUGUCGUCGCCGUCGUCUUCGCCGCCGCCGUAGCCGUCGUUGUCGUUGUCGUGGUCGUGAUUGUUCGCCCUGUGCUCACGCCGCGAUCGUUGUCGUUGUCCUCCACCUUGUCGGUAUUGAAAGUCGUCACUUUACGGCUAUCGUAUACCGGAGAUUCGUUUGUGCUGGUCGUGUGGUGGUACCGCGGUUGCGAGUCCCCGUCGUGCGGGCUGUGCAGCUCGCGUGGUCCAGCGAUCCAGUUACUCGCCCCGCAAAAGGCGUUGGUGGUACCUUUUGUCGGGCAGAGGGAGAGCGAGAGAGAGAGAGAGAAAGGGAAAGAGAGAGAGAGCGCGAGGGAGAAACAAGAGGAGAAGAGGAAUACUGGUCGGUCGGUGUAGUAAAUACACGGGGAGCGAGAGGGACACGGUAGAAUAAUUUCUCACUCUGCAAACGCCCAAUGAACAACGCUUCGGAGCCACCGAUGUGCCGCAUCGUGCGAUAACUUCCGUCACCUCUCCGACCCCCGUCUCCUCCCUCCCCCACUCCGUGCGUGUGUAUGUGUGUGUGCCGCGCCGGGCUCUCGAGGUGAAAAUACCGCCCUCUCCUUCCACCCAACCCCCCGUACGAGAGGAAGGUGUUACCUCGCGCGAGUAACUACGGCUAGAGAAAGAAGAGAAAAAAAAACAGUGACAGAGUGACACGGCAAAAGAGUGGGAGAGAGACGAUCCUGCGACCCGCGAAGAGAAAGUGAGAAGAGAAAUAGUCAAGAUCGUGCAGAAAAAGAGAGCGAGAGGCCGGCGCCCACCCGUCAACUAUCCUGAUACAGCAUGACCUCGAACAACUCGCAGAAGCUCUCCACGACGGAACGGGUGAUCAAAAAUGUACUCUUUCCGCCGUCGCACAAACUGACAGUGGCAGAGGUGUUCGAUUCGCAGACGAAUCGACCGCGACCGGAAGUGCUGAAGCAACACUUUAUCCUCGAGGGUAGGAUCGACGAGGCGGCAGCCCUUCGUAUAGUGAACGAUGGAGCGGCCCUAUUGCGUUCGGAGAAGACUAUGAUUGACAUCGAGGCUCCAGUCACCGUGUGCGGCGAUAUUCACGGCCAGUUCUAUGACCUGAUGAAGUUAUUCGAGGUGGGUGGUCCACCCUCCUCCACAAAGUAUCUCUUUCUCGGCGAUUAUGUGGACAGGGGUUAUUUCAGUAUCGAGUGCGUGUUGUACCUGUGGGCACUUAAAUUGUGCCAUCCAAACACACUGUUCCUCCUCAGAGGGAACCACGAGUGCCGUCAUCUCACGGAAUAUUUCACAUUUAAGCAAGAAUGUAAAAUAAAAUACUCGGAGAGGGUGUACGACGCAUGUAUGGACGCGUUCGACUGUCUGCCGCUCGCGGCCCUCAUGAACCAACAGUUCCUCUGCGUGCACGGUGGAUUGUCGCCGGAAAUUCACAAUCUAGAAGACAUACGCAAAUUGGAUAGGUUCAAAGAGCCGCCGGCGUUCGGGCCGAUGUGCGACCUCCUCUGGUCGGAUCCCCUCGAGGACUUCGGGAACGAGAAGAACGCGGAACACUUCUCGCACAACAGCGUCAGGGGAUGUUCGUACUUUUACAGUUACGCGGCUUGCUGCGAUUUCCUGCAGAACAACAACCUCCUGAGCAUCAUAAGGGCACACGAGGCACAGGACGCGGGUUAUCGUAUGUACCGGAAAUCUCAGACGACGGGCUUCCCAUCGUUAAUUACAAUUUUCAGCGCGCCCAACUACCUCGACGUUUACAACAACAAGGCAGCAGUGUUGAAGUAUGAGAAUAACGUAAUGAACAUCAGGCAGUUCAAUUGUUCACCACAUCCAUACUGGUUGCCCAAUUUCAUGGAUGUUUUCACGUGGUCCUUGCCAUUUGUAGGCGAAAAGGUAACGGAAAUGCUAGUUAACGUGCUAAACAUCUGCUCGGACGACGAGCUGAUGAGCGACGGCGACGACGGGCUCGAAGAAGUCGCAGCCAAAGUCGUUGUCCAAAAAAAGAACGCCUCGCAACCCCUGACAUCCUCAAAUAUAAUUCGCGAAUGCUUAGGGAAGCGGAAACAAGACGACACAGGAACGAUAUUUUCACGUGCAGCAGCCAAUCUACGCAAGGAGGUAAUCAGAAACAAGAUCAGAGCCAUUGGAAAGAUGGCGCGUGUCUUCUCUGUCUUAAGGGAGGAGAGCGAAAGUGUGCUGCAGCUGAAGGGGCUGACUCCUACUGGAGCUUUACCACUUGGCGCGUUAUCUGGUGGCAAAACGUCCCUAAAAAACGCUCUCCAAGGAUUCUCGCCGAACCACAAAAUCACCUCGUUCGCCGAAGCAAAAGGUCUGGACGCUAUAAACGAAAGGAUGCCGCCAAGAAAGGACGCUCCACCGACGCCGGUAAACGAGGAGAAGCCCGUGAUAAAGCCGUCAACUCCUGCGGGAGACAAGCGAGACCACAACACACCGCAACCGCAAUCGUGAGCCUCACACUCGUCCAAUCAAGAAAGUUUGUUUUAGCUGGAAGAUUAAAAGAAUGGAGAGGAAGGCGGAGGCUGAUGCGAGAUGAAAAAGCUGCUGACGCGUUGGAAACACAAAUUAGUGUAUCGUCGUGCACGACCGAUCUCUCCACUCCCUGUCGCUGCUACUAUAAACUCGUCGAGUGUCCGACAAACUUCCUAACAUUCAUCAAACUUUGAACGAUAUUGUCUUCGUGGUAACUGUUCGCCGCUCAAUAGAAUUACAGGCAGAGUAGUUGCGGCCGUUUAUUGUCAGACCUCGGCCUACUGAAAGCGGCCAGAAACGCUUGACGGCCAUUAACAGCUUGAUAAUUCGUGAAACUCGAUCGUUGCAAUGAAAGGAUUACAUAAAUGGUGUUAUUAAAAAAAUUAAUAUCAAUCAUCAA
Messenger RNA from Osmia lignaria (orchard mason bee), 3034 nucleotides. Its product is annotated as serine/threonine-protein phosphatase 2B catalytic subunit 2. Lineage: Eukaryota; Metazoa; Arthropoda; Insecta; Hymenoptera; Megachilidae. The record is from RefSeq and is a predicted model, not a curated record. Gene Ontology annotation, molecular function: calmodulin-dependent protein phosphatase activity. Gene Ontology annotation, biological process: calcineurin-mediated signaling.